Staurois parvus is the source of this 447-nucleotide messenger RNA. The record is from the annotation of a GenBank genome assembly. NCBI's taxonomy places the organism in Eukaryota, Metazoa, Chordata, Amphibia, Anura, Ranidae.
UCUCCCCCUCUCCCAAUCGUGAUUCAGGUGUUCCAAUCCCCUCCAUAUCAUGUGAUUCAGGUGUUCCAAUCCCCUCCAUAUCAUGUGAUUCAGGUGUUCCAAUCCCCUCCAUAUCAUGUGAUUCUGGUGUUCCAAUCCCCUCCAUAUCAUGUGAUUCAGGUGUUCCAAUCCCAUCCAUAUCAUGUGAUUCAGGUGUUCCAAUCCCCUCCAUAUCAUGUGAUUCAGGUGUUCCAAUCCCCCCCAUAUCAUAUGAUUCAGGUGUUCCAAUCCCCUCCAUAUCAUGUGAUCCUGGUGUUCCAAUCCCCUCCAUAUCAUGUGAUUCAGGUGUUCCAAUCCCCUCCAUAUCAUGGGAUUCAGGUGUUCCAAUCCCCUCCUUAUCAUGUGAUCCUGGUGUUCCAAUCCCCUCCAUAUCAUGUGAUUCAGGUGCGAUCCAAUCCCCUCCCAAUC